Molecule: messenger RNA, 2814 nt
Organism: Hordeum vulgare subsp. vulgare (domesticated barley)
Lineage: Eukaryota; Viridiplantae; Streptophyta; Magnoliopsida; Poales; Poaceae
Product: O-fucosyltransferase 19-like
Exons: 8
Coding region: 422-2221 (599 amino acids)
Cellular component (GO): cytoplasm
Source: RefSeq, a predicted model, not a curated record
CGCGCAUAUCAUAUGGAACGUUCCCCACCGCCACUACGUAUCGGUCUACGCCUUCCCAUACUUCGGCAUACAAAAAGCACGCCACCCCCACACCGGCCUCAACCAACGACCCACGCUUCCCGCGGAGUCGAGACCCGUCGAUCGAUCGAUCGAGACGACGACGAGUCUCAGCGGACGCGCGCCCACACACAGACACACACAGAGCGCGCGGCGGUUGCCACCAUCAAGCAAGCAAGAACCAAGAAGGAGGCCAGGCCACCACCACGACGCUUGAUCGGCUCCCGUCUUCUUUCCCGGGCUUUUCUCCCCUUCGCGCGCCCGCGCCGCGGGCUCUGGCAGCUAGUCUCCCGCGGGGGUCCGACCUAUUCUUAGGCGCACCGCCGAACAAAACCGCGGCGCCCCGGGUUUCCCUCGCAGGGCUAUGGCCGCGGCCGCGACGUCGUCCACCACACCCGCGGCAACCUCCUCCUCCACCAUCACCACCACCUGCGGCUCGUCGUCGUCGUCCUCCUCCGCCACCAGCCCCGGCCCGCACCGCCGGCGCCUCAACGACAUCGACCGCGCAGACGACUGCUGCUGCGGAGGCGGCGACCCCUUCCUCGCCCUCGAGGACGGCGAGGGCGCCCACGGCCACGCCGUCCCCUUGCUGGCCGCCGGCGCGACCUGCGGCGGGAGGGCGUCGCUAUUGGCGCGGAGGCGGCGCGCGGCGGGGCACGCCUGGAUGAGGGCCGUCGUGCUGUGCCUGCUCGGCCUCGUCGCGGUCGUCGGGUUCCUGGGCUCCCAGUCCCAGAACGGCCGGGGAGGCGCCGGCGGAGGCGCGGCCGACGCCGACGGCGAGGAGGCCGGGAGGCUCGUGCAGAGGGUGGAGGUGGCCGACGCCGACGUGAUGGGGUGGACGGAGGAGAACUUGACCGCACUCACGCGCCGCCCGCCCGAUCCUCCGAUACCAGAGAUAUGGACAAAGCCAGACAGCGGGGGUUACAGCCAGUGCAUCGAACGCCCGAAGAAUCAGCGCCGGACUGACAAUGCGACUGUUGGCUAUCUGAUUGUCGACGCGAAUGGCGGCCUAAACCAGAUGAGAAUGGGGAUCAGUGAUAUGGUUGCAGUGGCAAAGAUCAUGAACGCGACACUGGUAAUCCCCACUCUGGAUCAUCAGUCGUUCUGGACUGAUCCAAGUGACUUCAAAGAUAUAUUCGACGUCGAUCACUUCAAGGAAACAUUGAAGGAGGACAUUGUAAUUGUAGAUUCCCUACCACCAGCUUAUAGGAAGGUGAAGCCAUAUGCGAGAGCACCGACCUCCUGGUCCAGGGCUUCCUUUUACAGAGAUUUCUCAAAGAUACUGAAGAAGUUCAAAGUAGUGAGGUUUACCCAUACGGAUUCACGAAUUGUCAACAACGGCCUUGCUCCUUCUCUCCAAAGGCUUCGAUGCCGUGCAAACUACAAAGCACUUCAGUACAGGAAAGAGAUAGAAGAGCUUGGUAACAACCUAGUUGAGAGACUGAAAAGGGGAUCGGACCAUUACAUCGCACUUCACUUAAGAUACGAGAAGGACAUGCUGGCUUUCACCGGCUGUAACCACAACCUGACACUUCAUGAGGCAGACGAGCUGACUGAUAUGCGACUCAAAGUGAGGCACUGGAAGGAGAAGGAGAUCAACAGCGAGGAGAAGCGGCUACAGGGAGGGUGUCCAAUGACACCUCGCGAAGCUGCAGUGUUCCUCAAAGCAAUGGGAUAUCCUUCCAGUACGAAAAUUUACAUUGUGGCAGGUGAAAUUUACGGGGCACACAGCAUGGAUGCACUGAAAGCUGAAUACCCGAAUAUUUACACACACUACAGUCUGGCUACGGUUGAUGAACUCGAGCCGCUCGAGUUGUACCAGAACAGGCUAGCUGCUGUCGAUUACAUCGUGGCCCUGCAGAGCGAUGUCUUUGUGUAUACGUAUGACGGAAAUAUGGCCAGGGCAGUUCAGGGUCACCGAAGAUUCGAAGGUUUCAGAAAAACUAUAAACCCCGACAGGCUGAAGUUUGUAGAGCUCAUUGAUAAACUCGACGAGGGUUCGAUGACCUGGGAUGAAUUCCAAAGUGAAGUGAGGAAGCAUCAUGAGGAUAGACUCGGAGGUCCAUACAACAGAUUACCUGGUGAGAGUCCAAGGCAGGAGGAAUACUUCUACUCAAAUCCUAUCCCCGGAUGCCUGUGCCAAAAGGUUCAGAGAGUAAAGUGAAACAGAUUUGUCUCAGAGGGAAAUGGUUCGGUCUUCAGACGCACUGCUGCUAGCUUGGCAGCAGGUGUAACAAAUAGAGAGCGGGGGUGGACAAAAUAGAGAGGAUCCUAGUUAACUGACAGAGACCAGCCAUUUUGAUUAUUUCCUAGGCUGACUACACAUGUAGUUGAGGGCAUAUGGGGCCAAGAAGUGCAUUCUUGAGCGGAAACUUUUUCCCAGGGAAGAUGGACCGAGCACAGAGAUGUUGAGAUACUUGAAGAUCAAAUGUAGGAACAGCUAAAGUGGAGAACUCUUUCACUGAUGCUGCUUGUAGUUAGGUCGAGGUCACACACACUCCUUAUGCUCGUGAUGUUUCUAAUUCGUUGUAGCAGUGGCCUUAACACUGGAUGGGUUCAUGAAAAUAAUGUAUCAUACUAUGUUUGCCGGCUGUAGAAAGAAGCUGCUACCACUACCAGUGUAGACUGACAGCUGACAAAAUACAUCUUAGUGUAGUUCAGAGUAAUAAAAUCUUUGUAAUAUAUAGGGAUGUGACAUGAAUGUAGCUGCUGGUAAUUCCAUAAAAGAAAUAAGAACAAUUGUUGGUUGCUCACAAA